Coregonus clupeaformis (lake whitefish) is the source of this 2832-nucleotide messenger RNA. Its product is annotated as tumor necrosis factor receptor superfamily member 14-like. The coding region runs from base 86 to 844 and encodes 252 amino acids. The record is from RefSeq and is a predicted model, not a curated record. The transcript has 12 exons. Gene Ontology annotation, molecular function: transmembrane signaling receptor activity; protein binding. Lineage: Eukaryota; Metazoa; Chordata; Actinopteri; Salmoniformes; Salmonidae. Gene Ontology annotation, cellular component: membrane; external side of plasma membrane. Gene Ontology annotation, biological process: apoptotic process; positive regulation of T cell migration; positive regulation of cytokine production involved in immune response.
GUUUAUCUCGAUACUUCAAAACUCCUAAGAACUUCAUAAAUCCAGUGUGUGGGUCUUCCAGUGAGUUGGAGAGGAUUGAGGAACCAUGGAACAGUUUGAAAGCUUGAUAUGGACUAUAAAUAUUAUAUUGGUGCUUGUAAGCAUUGGAUCCUGUAUUGCAUGUGGUAGAGCCGAGUACAGAAUAGGGGAUGAAUGUUGUCCCAUGUGUUCACCAGGAAAUCGUGUAUAUAAGCAUUGUACUGAAUUCACCAGCACCAGCUGUGUGCCCUGUGUUGAUUCUACAUUCCUUGAUGAGCCCAAUGGUCUCAUAAAAUGCAAAGUGUGUACCAACUGUGAUCCAGGUUUGGGUUUGAAGGUAAAGCAGCCAUGUAGACCUUCAUCAGACACUGUCUGUGGGACACUGGAGGGGUUCUACUGUCUAGACCCAACUAAGGAUGGUUGUAGAGCAGCCCAGAGACACAGCAGCUGUAAACCUGGUCAAUACAUCAGCCACACAGGAACAACAUCUACAGAUACUGUGUGUGCUGACUGCAUUGGUGAUACUUAUUCAAAUGGAUCAUUAACAUCCUGCCAGCCACACACCAAGUGUAAAUCCUUAGGUCUUCAAGAACUUAGACCAGGAACUCAUUUGUCCAAUUCUGAAUGUGGACCACAAUCCUCAAAAAUAGAAACUGGAAUCAUAAUUGGUGUUGCGGCAUCAGUCCUAAUAAUAAUAAUAAUAAUAAUAGGAUUUGUAAUUCUAAGGAGGAAAAGAAGUCCAACAACAGUGACUUUUUCUCCAGUGACAGUAAUUGCUGUAGCGGCAUCAUCAGAUUUAGAGGAAACACCAAGCAAUGUACAAUGAAACAGAAGAAGGUACAGCGUCUUGCAUGUGUUCGUUUUGGAAGUAAGUAAUGAUUCAAGCUCUGGCCACACUUAUCAUUACAAUGCUACCUGAGGUUUGGGUUUGAAGGUAAAGCAGCGAUGUAGACCUUCAUCAGACACUGUAUGUGGGACACUGGAGGGGUUCUACUGUCUAGACCCAACUAAGGAUGGUUGUAGAGCAGCCCAGAGACACAGCAGCUGUAAACCUGGUCAAUACAUCAGCCACACAGGAACAACAUCUACAGAGACUGUGUGUGCUGACUGUCCUGGUGAUACUUAUUCAAAUGGAUCAUUAACAUCUUGUCAACCACACACAGAAUGUGAAUUCUUGGAAAUUGAACCAGGAACUCCUUGGUCGGAUUCAGAAUGCGGAGUAACCUCACUUCCCACAGCUGGAACCAUAGCUGGUGUUCUGAUAGGUUUCCUGAUAGCCACCAUAGCUGGUGUUUGUUCAUUUAUAGUGAGAACAAGAGAAAUGGUGAGAAGAAUAGAAAUAGUGUGAACAAGACAAAACUUUGGUAAGAUUACUGGAGUUUUAUCUGUACCUUUCAUUGUUUUCAAUGCCUGUGAUACUCAGUAUAUUCUGUGAAUGCUACAUGUUCUAUUUCUCAUAGUGUAGAUUACUGUUUGUUAACGUCAUGGUUACACAGGUAUGUUUGGAAAUCUAUGAAUAUCUUUCAUCACAUUGUAUUACUAAGUCAUCUUUUUAGCUGUGAAAUUUGAAUUUAAUGGGCCAUUUUCGCAGACAAUAGAUGUUAUGAUGAGUUUCUGGUAUUUAGAAGUGAGGAUGCAAGAAUAUACUUAGACACUUAGGUGGGGAGUUCAUAUAAGUAUUUAUUUGAUCACGGGCCCGUGCAUUGGCAUAACAAACGGCGAUAGCUUUGCCCCAUGUCAUUCCAACUACCACACAUAAAUCUCUCAGCCCUUUAUACUCUCUCAGUUACGUGUUUCUUCAACCACAUCUGGCCAUCGUCAAUGCACACUACCCAUUCUAUGUCAUGACCUCGUAGCCCUAAGCAGGACGUUCCCUCCGUACAUCGUUCUAUUAUAAACACUGCUAUCCUCCCUGGAGGCACCAAUAACCACUCCUUCUUACUAACUUUAACCUAGUUAUACACACCCAUAUGAAAUGACAUCAUAAUAACAUCAUAACAAUAGACCUCCAUUGAAUGUGCUUCUUUGUCCAGGACUGGGCUUAAUCUCUUUCCGGGAUACUGGCCCAAUGUGUUUGACUAAUUACUGAUUCUAUCUGAUAGACAUCCCCAAAUCAGGAAAUAUCAAUGCUGUCUGUGGGAACUGGAAAAGAUUCAAGCCACCAUCACAGUCAAGGACUCAACAUUCUGUAAUCUGUGCUCCACUGGCUGGCUGGUCCAGCCAUCUAUAGUGUAUUUUAACACUACAUGUUAAAUGUGAUAUUGUAGAAUCUGGUUGGUAUAAAAACAGGAUUCUAUAGCACAUUCAAAGAAUAUGACCUUUGGGUAGAGGAUCACUGUGCCUUGAUAAUGACUAUUAUGUGGCUUAGUGUAUUAAUCAUAUACAUUAGCUUCCACCUACACUGGAACAUGUAUAUCAGCUUCUGCCUACAGCCUGUUCUAAAAUGAAAAGGACCAUGUGAUGAGGAUUAGGAACCAGCAUCAGUAGGUAAGAACCCUCUGCUCUGCCCAGGGGAAAGUCAAACGUGUGUAUAACUUCAGGACCACAACGUCUGUCAGCCCAGACUAUGGAACUCCAAAUGGGACUUGAUAAUAUAUUGAGACAGAGAUUACUGGAUACUGGUGCAGGAUGCAGUGUUCGCUUGGGGAAGAUGCCCUAGAAAUUAGAAACAGCGUCAAAAGGAUGGGAAGGAAAAUUCAAAUAGAUACCUUUACACUACAAGGACAUCAACAUCACGCUCAUAGAAGCAGACAAGGACAUCAACAUCACGCUCAUAGAAGCAGACAAGGACAUCAACAUCACGCUCAUAGAAGA